AUGGCGCCGGACCUGAACUCAGUGCCGCCCUCCCCUCGACCCAUCACCUCGUCGUCGUGCCCACAUUUCACAUCCAGGACGACGUCCCGAAGAACAUCCCACUCGCAGCAGCUCGCCAUGGCUCCACAGACGCUCCCUUCUCAAAGUACCUCGCAUCCGCAAUCGAACGCUCAUGCUUCCACCUCUCCUCAGCCCGUCCCGCAAGCUACGAACAUCUUGCCUUCAAAUCAAGCUGCUCUUCAUCAAGCAACCUCCCCACCGCUGGCAUCGCCGAGUGUGGUCACAGGAACGGGAGCAGCUGCAGACAACACGGGCGUCGGAGCUGGGCCUGGCCCAUUGAGACAUCCAAGACCUUUGACCGCGGCAGAUUUGCAUCUACAGCUCGAGAAGGAGCAGGAGGCUGUGGUCAACCGUCUCACCCGCGAGCUCUCCCUCCUCCGCGCCGCCCAGAAUGCCUCCGUCGUCUCCAACACCUCCUCAACCUCAGCCGGCUUACCAGACACCCAAGAUUAUAACGCAAACCACCUUCUUAGUGGCCCUUCCCACCCUGCCCCCUCCUCCCGCCAACACCACCGCUCCUCAUCCACGACCUCCAACCGCAGUAUUAACUUCACCCUACCCUCCACCACCGCCGACCGAAUCCCACAGUCCAUCUCUCUUUCGCGUCAAAACUCUAGCACUGGCUCCCAACGCGCGGGCAGUCCAGCACCGCUAGGCUUAGGAUCCAGCUCGGGCAGCUACCAUCAGCUGGCGGGUGAGCACUUUCCAAGCUUUUAUUCGCAGAGGCCAGUACCGCAUCGGGACGCGAGUUCGAACAGUGUGACUGCGGUGAUGGCUGGGACUGGGAGCGUGAUGAGUGGUGCUGAAGGACGAGGAGUGAGCCACGAGAUGCUGCGGGCAGAUAGUGUGACCAGUGUACAGACUUCAGGACGGUAUGACGAAGCUGCGUACCAUAGGCAGGAGCUGGAUAGCGUGAAGAGGGAGAACGAGGGCUUAAAGAGGAGAAUCAGGGAGUUGGAGCGAACGUUGAGGGCGAGGAGGGAGAGCGAUGCCAGUGCGGGCGACAGGAUGAGGAGCGAGAGUGUGAGCACGACUGCUAGUGUGAGGGAUAGGGAGGGUGGUGGUGCAAGUUUGGGCACUGCUGGUGCGAGAGGAAGGGUGAGACCCGAGAGGCCCGAGAGGGGAGAGAGGGAGAGGGACGAGGGUGCUGAAAUUGAUACUGUACAGGUAGGGGAGAGUGCUAGGAGCGCCGGCCUUUGA
Molecule: messenger RNA, 1260 nt
Organism: Drepanopeziza brunnea f. sp. 'multigermtubi' MB_m1
Lineage: Eukaryota; Fungi; Ascomycota; Leotiomycetes; Helotiales; Drepanopezizaceae
Source: RefSeq, a predicted model, not a curated record